CAUAGAACGCGUUGAAACUUACCUGGAAGCAGAGCGCGCAAAUUCGAGACUGCAACGCCGCCAUUACAUUUUUCAGCAUGGCGCGAGAAAAAGUUUGUGGUGGUGCGUAGCAGCGCGAGUACGCGACAUUUGAGACGUGUUGCGAGUUUCUAAGAAAGUUAACGAGCAAUGGACACUUAGCGAUCGAAUAAUAUGGUCAAAGAAGAGCUUCAUUCCCGGGUGGAGUCAAGCUCAGACGACGACAGCCGUAGUAGCUACGGGUCCGGCAGUGGGGAUGAGACGGCCAGCCUGCCGCUUCACGGUCUACCUUCUUCGUCGCGGUCUGGCAGGAAGCCCGUCAAUAAGGGACGAUGGGCCAAAGAAGAGGAUGAACGACUCAAGAGGACCGUCCAAGUGCACGGCACUGCCGACUGGGCAACGAUAGCGCUCUGCUUUCCUGACCGCACCGACGUCCAGUGUCAGCAGCGGUGGCAGAAGGUCGUCAAUCCUGAUCUCGUCAAGGGGUCUUGGUCUAAGGAGGAAGAUGAAAAAGUUGUGGAACUUGUUCAGAAGUAUGGUCCCAAGAAGUGGACCCUAAUCGCCAAGCACCUGAAGGGCCGUAUUGGGAAACAGUGCAGGGAACGCUGGCACAACCACUUGAACCCAGCCAUCAAGAAAAGUGCCUGGACUGAAGAAGAAGAGACAAUCAUAUUUGAGUAUCACAAACUUUGGGGAAACCAGUGGGCAAAGAUUGCGAAGCUUCUUCCAGGACGGACUGACAACGCCAUCAAAAAUCAUUGGAAUUCUACGUUGAAGAAACGAGUGGAGUCCGAGGAAGGUUACAGGGCAGAUCCACCCCCACGGAGAAAGCUAGUGGCCAGGGAAAGCAGUCAGAUAUCAGCGAGCACCGCGUCUAGUACAUCAGCGCCGAGGCAGCCCGCACCAGUUGUGAGACAUCAGGUCUUCCCAGUGAAAGUUGAAGCGAGCCAGCCGUCCAAAGAUCUUCAGGUGGAGUUUACGCCGGAAUACACAACAUUCAUACAAAAUGUGGCAACGUCGCUGUGUAAACAAGAAGUGGAAGCAGACGUCCCGACGCAGCCAUCUUAUUGGCAGACAGACUUCGAACCCAUCCUAGCUCCGGAAGCUCCCGCGGAAGUAGAAAAAUCGCAGCCUUCGGAGUCAACACCCGAAUAUGUCGACAUCAACGACCUCUUGUCGCCGCUAAAGGACAUUAAUGUGGAAGAACUGCAGACAGCUCCUCAGGGAUCUGUGGGAUCUACUGACAGCAGGGGAUCUUUCGGCAUGCUGACUGCGCUGGAUCUGGUCUGCGGCACUACGGUCACACCCAGCGUCACUCCUAUCAAGUUCACAUCCAUUCGGAAGAAAGAAACUGCAGGGAACGAAGAGGAAACUCCUUCGGAAGGAACGACGCAGCGCGAAGGUAUAGUCGAAGUCACAUCAACCUCGCAGAACAACUCUCGGCUAGUGACUCCGCCGAUACUGCGUCGAGGGAGAAGGCGUAGGCUCCGCUCUGUGCAGUCCCAAGAUUCGGACUAUUCUCACCUGGAGGCAGACAGCACCACGUUCGACGACUGUCCGAGCAGGGACGAAGUGCUAGAAAUGGAUCCCAUCGGGUUUCCUUCUCUCCAUCAAGAAAGGGGAGGUGGCGCGAGCGCAGCCGGACUGGAUCGCCCGGUGCCCUCAAUCCACCACUCCGGUGACAGCUACGUCGAGGUCCACUCCGUCGCCGCGGGGCCGUACCCAGUGCAGCUAUUGGCAGCCAAUGAAAUGGAGCUCCUGAUGUCUUCUCACGACUGUCGGCGGAGCGAGGUGUCCCCCGGCAACAGUGGGACGCCCAAGAAGUCUCUCCCGUUCUCCCCCUCGCAGUUCCUCAACAAUCCUGGUGUCGAAAUGAACUCUGGGAACCUUACCUCCACUCCUGUGCGCAGCAGGAAUCACCAGCAUCCUCACAACGGGCUUCAAGAGUUCCACCUGCAAGAAACACCCUCUGAAAACGCCCUGCAGACCCCCAAGUCCAGAAGAAACAGUUCAGAGUACACCCCGCGGACACCCACACCUUUCAAGGACGCCAUGGCAGAACUGGAGAAGCGCAGCGGGCCAGUUAGGAGGAUGCCACUUACACCCAUCAUAACCAUGGAGGACCUGCAGGACCUUCUCACGAACACAGAGCACAUCUCCAACGUCUUGGACGCUGAGCACGCGUUGAAACGGCGGAACAACAAAGAGAAUGUCUCGCCCUCGAAACGGGUUCGAAAGGCCCUGCAUCAAACAUGGUCCACGCCGGGCGAGAUCCCGGUCCCGGGUCUCACUGCCACUGGGUUUACUGCUUUGGAACCGGAUUCUAUCAUUCUGCCAGAAACUCCGAGUAAGUCCCUGCUCGGAGAUUCGUCUGUGCUGUUCUCUCCGCCAUCGAUCAUUCGCGAGACUCUUCCCGAGGAAGAACCGCAGUCGCUGAACGAUGCAUUUAUUCAACCCGUGCCUUCAAAGCCUAAGGUGGACCUCGGGGGACUGCACCAUCACUUCUACCCCCACUACAGGCAUCCCCAGCACUAUGAGCCUUACACGGGGCCAACACAAUACUUUUAGCAGUUUUUAGCAUACUUUUUAGCCCCCCCUCCAUGUUUUUUAGCGCACUACGUUUUUACAGCUAUCGUCCAUAUUUUUAAAAUUCCCGGAGCAAAAGGCUUGCUUCGCCUAACCGCAGGUGAACCUUGCAAGCUUGGAACUGAUCCAUAUUGAGUACAAAUGGCUUGCCUCUCCUUUUUAAACUUUGUAUAGACCUUUUCUCGCGGACUACGUGCGGCAGUCGCUUUAUCACACAUGACUUUUGAUACUAUAUUUUUUAUGGCAGGCUGGUGCCAAGCUUUUGGAAGCUCCAAAAUUUUUUUACGGAAGUAUAUUAUUCCACGCUUUUAAAAAGGACACUCUACAAAAAGUGUGUGCUCAUUUUUUUGGUGUUUUGUGGCAUAGUACAUUGUUUGUAGAUAUCUGGAGUAGGGCAAUGCAAGAAGCAUUGUGGGCAUCAAUAAUUUUACCGCUAGUAUUCAGUGUGAAAUUGACAGUAUCUGUAGUGCUCAUUGUUAAAAUGUCGUAAAGCUGUAUACGAUGUUUUGGUGGUAGGUACUUGAUAUUGAAAUGCAUAUUUUGGCAGCGGUUCAAUAUUGAGGGUACCGUAAAGUUGGUUGUGCUCAAGUAUUGAACACCUUGGCGUAAAGUAUUUUUGAGUGAUGCUGCCUCGUGACCUGAGCGUCCGUGGCUGUGGUGAGAGUACAUUUUUCUUUUUCUCUCCUUUUAAAAAGCUUUUGGGCUAGAAUUUCUGCCUCGGAGACCGUGAGCCCUGUAUCGUGACCUGUGUUAUGUUUUGCUGAGGCAACGCAGUUGUCCAGCAUUUGAUAGACGUUUUAUCAGAGAGCAUUUAUUAUUAAUUUAUAUCGCACUCAAGAGACGUUGAGUGUCACCAACACGAUUCUUAGAAGUUCUGAGAACCGACGAAUACCAGUGCUUUCUUCGACACAAAUUCAAACUUGUUUGUACAGCUUUGGUGUGGAUGUCUGUCGUCCUGUGUACAUAUGCCUGUGGCGUUUGUUUGUGGUAGAGAAAAAUUGAAAAAAAAAAGCACAUAUUUUGUAUUACGCAUUUACUUAACCUGUGUUGCACGCGCUUCUCUCGACUGCGCAGCAGCGGUAGAUGUCGAACGAUCUGUAUUAUAGAACGCCUUUCAAGACAAAGCGCAGCAUUUAAAGAGAUUGUGUAACUUUUGCAUUUCAAACUGAGGCAGCAAGGCAAUGCUGCAGCAGAAGCUGUGAACGCUUGACUAGAUUAGUUGAAAAUAAAGUCGUUUAAAGGAAA
Ornithodoros turicata is the source of this 3849-nucleotide messenger RNA. Its product is annotated as myb-related protein A-like. Lineage: Eukaryota; Metazoa; Arthropoda; Arachnida; Ixodida; Argasidae. The transcript has 17 exons. The coding region runs from base 193 to 2586 and encodes 797 amino acids. The record is from RefSeq and is a predicted model, not a curated record. Gene Ontology annotation, biological process: mitotic cell cycle; positive regulation of transcription by RNA polymerase II.